AUGUCACGUUUAGGCGUCAAUGUUCGUCCGCCCGACGCGAAUCCCUACGAGUGUCGAUUCUACAACGCCGAGUUCUCGAUUCUCUCGUCGAUGAUCUCGUUCGUCAUCCCAUGCGUUCUAGUGUUGUUCGUUUACAUUCGCAUCAUAAUUGCAUUGAAGAAGCGCGAGAAGGCGGCGAAGUUGCGACGAGAGAAGAACGCCGCCGCUCAAGGAUUAGGAUCGAACGCCGGUGCCGAUCCCGAUGUGGUCGAUGAGGAAGCCGCUGGCCGAAUCGUCGCCGGACCAGUGGUGAACGUGAUGAUGGCGGCGUUGCCAUCGAUGACACGCCGCAUUCGCCAAUUCGAGCGCCAUCGUCGCGCCAUCGAGCUCGCAGGUGACGAUGAAUGGGACGAGGAGGAGUACGAUGACGAUGAUGAUGAUGACGACGACGUCGUCGUCGUCGCGAAUCGCGAGUAUCACGCCGACGAGGGUUGCAGCGCUGUCGCCGCGUCGGCACCGCGAACCACCUCGAUGAUACGUCGCAUCAUCAGCGCGACGUCGGUGUCGACGUCGCCGACGCCGACGCCGACGCAUCAUCGCCAUCGUGCUCCGUGUCGCGACAGCCGCCCAACAGCUCCUCCUCCUACUACUACUACUACUCUUCCUCCUUCUCAUUCCACUUCUUCUGCUCGCCUCCUGAGUAUGUCAUAUAUUGAGCAUGAGUUUGGGAAUAGCUCGAGUGUUGAGUCGUUGUCGGAGAACGUGCACGUCAUCACCAACGACUUCAUCUCGGAGAACUGCACGACAUUGUCGAGACGAUCGUCGUAUGCCGACGAAUCGCAGCCGAGCUCGUCGCAGGCGUCGUCGAACGACGUCGUCAAAAACUCGCGCAUGUUUCAGAAUCUCUCGCGAAACUACUCCACCAUGCAUCGUCGCGAAUCGCGUCGUCGCCGCUCGACAUCACACGCUGAUGAGGCGCAGAUUCCGUCGAUCAUUCGAUCGAUCUCGCGCAAGAGUCCCAAGUUGUUCCGCAAAGACAAAUCGCCGGUGGUUCUCGAGAAUCCGAACGCGCGCGAGCCGCUGAAGGCGACGAGCUCGCAGACCGAAACCGAAACGAUAUCGGCGUCGCGCGACGCCCAACCUCAUAAUAUGAGUCGAAGCACGACGGUGAACAGCGCCGAACUUCUAGGAUCGCCGGAGGGUCCGAUGAUCGACGAGACGCGUAAAGACGGCCAGCCGACGGUGAGCUUCGCGUUGACGGUUCGCGAGAUGAACAGCGACGGGCAGAACAAUGUGAAGGCGUGUCGGAAGGAGUCAGCCGCCGACAAUCCGCCGCUGGCCGUCAAGAUUCUCACACGACCGAGCCUUCCGACGUUGGAGCUCGCGCGCACCGAAUCGAAUGGCACGAUGUCGUCGAGUAAGACGCGCGCCGAUCCGCUCAAGUCGAUGGACUCGCGCGGAUCGAAGAAGAGCCGAAACGGGAUCGCGGUGAAGUUGGUGAAGAAGGCGAUCAAGCACGAGCACAGUCUGAAGCGGAAGGUGUCGAAAGCGCAGAGGAAGGAGAAGCGCGCGACGAAGACGCUUGGCGUCGUCGUUGUCGUCUUUCUCGUCUGCUGGGUGCCAUUCUUCGCCAUCAAUAUUCUGAAUGCCGUGUGCAUUCUGCUCAACAAAGAGUUCUGUCAGGUCGGCUAUGAUCUAUUCUUCUACAGUACCUGGAUCGGCUAUAUGAAUUCGUUCAUGAAUCCGAUCAUCUAUACGAUUUUCAACACCGAAUUCCGACGCGCGUUCAAAUCGAUCAUUUUUGGAAGAAGCGCGACGAGAAGCCAUCAGAAGCAGGCGAAUGUUUAA
This is a messenger RNA of Caenorhabditis bovis, 1827 nucleotides long. NCBI's taxonomy places the organism in Eukaryota, Metazoa, Nematoda, Chromadorea, Rhabditida, Rhabditidae. The record is from the annotation of a GenBank genome assembly.